GGCUGAAAACAGGCUUUGAAGCUGUAUUGAAAGAAGUAACUUCCUUCCUUUUAUCUCUUUCUCAGCGUUCCUCAGAGCCAUAGCACAGCAUAUGUAUACUUCUGGAGGCAGGCAAAGCUAAUACAGGAUGCAACCCACUGUAUUAAACCUGCUCUUGCCAUAACUCAGAGGGAUUUGCUCAUCAAUGGCAGGUGAUAUCACGUAUGUAGAUGUAGCAAUGCUACCCAGGGAAAGACCACGCACGCCUUCUCGGACUUCAGUUCCAGGAAACAUGAUCACGUAUGCUGAACUGCGCAUUAAGACGAAACCCAAAGGGUGCAGCAGAUCAGAGAUUUCCGUUUCUGGCUGCAAACAGCAGCGCUCAACCUGGUUCUAUGUGGCACUGGCCCUGGGAUUUCUUGUGCUCAUUCUGCUGGUCACCAUGGCUGUGCUAGCAAAGCAAUUUUUGGAAGGCAGAGCAGAAAAAUCGGAUUUUUUUUCCCAGUAUGGUCUAAAUAACACUGACAAUCACAUUUCUUCAGAGAAAACAAUCUCGGUGGUGGUCCUGAAAUGGCUAAUGGAGGAACUGUGUGAAGAUGGAGAAGAAACAUGUGAGCUGUGUCCGCCAGGGUGGCAACUACACAGGGGAAGGUGUUACUACUUCUCUGAGGAGGCUGUAAGCUGGGAUGACAGCCAAAGAAACUGUCUAGCUAAGAAAUCCCAGCUUCUUGUCAUUGAAGAUGAAAUUGAGAUGGAAUUUAUAGAUAAUAAAGAGAAAGAUACCAAAUAUAUAUGGAUUGGGUUAAAGGUGGAAGAUGAGAAGAAACAACGGAAUUUGCUUGGAGAUCCCAGAGUAAAAGAAAACAGGUUAGCUACAAGUAGAAUUGGGACUGACGAGAACUGUGCUGUUUACAGAAAAAAAAAUACGAUCCAAAUGGAUAAUUGCCAGACUUUAAAGAAGUGGAUCUGUAAGAAGAAUGCAACAUUGUUGACUCUCUAAGCUAAAUUGCCAAACAAUAGGCAGAGUUUUUUGUCAGGAGACUCGUUUUUCUGACAAAACAACAAUCAAUCAAUGUAAAUAUUAUGAGACUUAUGCAGAAAUUUGAAUUCUACCAUUCUGUGCUUGCUAAGGCCAUGUCUGAUAAAAUCAGGGAACUCAGAAGUUGCCAAGUGUUAGCAUGAAGAUCAUGCAACAGGACUGUGAGUCAGCACGUGUGGCUCUGGGAGUGCUGAGCAUUCCCAUGGACAGACAGUAGCAGCAGCUCUUGAACAGACAGGAUAUGUGAGGAUGAGCACUGUGUACAUGAUCUGUAUGAUAUGCAAGAAAGAUGCCACCUGUGAGGGCUGAAGACUGUGCUGGAGCCCACUGCUUUUGUAUACGUCCCUGAGGCAGACUUUGGUGAGGCACUUUUUAUUUGGGUUUCAAUAUUUUGGUGUUUUCUGAAGGGCUGGAAGAAAAUGAUUUUACUAGACAGUGUCUCAUACUUAUUCAGAGCCAACCUGCAUGGCUGCUGGGUAUAGAGGUACUGGAUCAAGCAUGAGGUGACCCAUAACGCUUGUGGCUAAUAGCCUGAUGGCUCCCAUCUUCUUCUAAUGUUGAACCUUGUGACCUGAUACAAAGCUAUGAGCUAAGGAAGAGAUUUGGACCAUAAGACAAGAUUGCAGAGGAACAGCAGCAAGGAAAUGAAGAUGGUGGCCUGCCUUUCCUCCUACAUUUUGCCCCUUUAUGUUGCGAACUCUUUGACAUGGAACUCUAAGUACUGCCUGAGAGAUGUGAUCAGAUAUUGAAGCUAAAGUUAAGUAAAAUUAAUGACUGUUGAUCUAGUCAGUAAAUAAGAUGCUUGGUCACUCAAUUUUCAGGGACACCACACUAUUUCUGGACCUACAGUGAAAAAAUGCUAAGAGCGAUCUGACUUACCAUCUUUUUUAGAUUAAUAUAUUUGGAAAAAAAAAAUGAAAAAAAUGUCACGAUUAGAUUUCAAAGAAGUCACGAAAGUAACUUGUUCCAAUUGUUACAAAUAACUUAGUAUAAUAAGAGUAACAAUUACUCUAGAUUUCUAGCUAGCAUGUGUCUUUGAAAUGAGUAACCAGAGUGCAAAUAUUUGCACCACUGUUGAAAUAUUUCCAGUGACUCAUGUUCAAUAAUGAGGAGAGCAAGUAAUGUGUAAACAUGGAAAUUAAAACAACAACAACGAACAAACAACACACAUAUAGGGGAAAAUGGAUGUGGAGGUGUAAUAAAACUGCUUUCCUCCUGUUUGAAAAUCAUGUACCUCCACUUGGGUAUUCACAGGGCCCUGAAGGCACUAAUAGGCCCUAAGCUUCCUGAAAGCCUCUCCUGAGACUCCCACCCAGAUCUCCUUCCCAUGGGCCCAAGAUUAUUCAGUCUCAGGCCUGGGGUCAGUCUCUGCCUGGGCAAUGUCAUAGAUGUACUGUCUCCAGUCUUGCUUUCCUGCCUCAUUUCUUGGAUGGAUCUUGAACCUUUGUUGUUGGUAUCUUGCCUCCUGGAUCCCUCCUUCUAAGAAUGUUCUAAUUUGUCUCCAGUUCUUUUUCCCUGCCUCCUGGAUGAACUCUACACCCACAUUAUAGUCUUGUCUGUAGCCAUGUCUCUGUCCCUGUUGCUCCUGACUGGAUUCCCUGAGUGGAUCCUGGACCUGCCUCAUCACUUGCUUUGCCUGGGACCAUUGAAGGACACUGUUAUCAGCACCCUGCUCUACCUGCUGUUUUCAGCCCCCGUGGGACUGUGCCUGGUUGAUGAGAGCAUUGCCUUUGCAAGGUUUGUCCUCUGCUCUUGGCUCACGUUGCCUUUGGUAUAUUCCUAUUUACACCAGCUGCUUCUGAACAUACCAAGCACCACAGGUGGCACCUCAGAUCUAUUGUACAAAUCGAGCAAUGAAUUUUGUAUUCCUGCAAAUGCUCUUUUCACUACUAGAGUGCGUAAUUUCUGCUUUACAAGUUUUAUGUCCAGUAACAAUACCGAGGGGCUAGGGGGACCUCUGAAUUCCUCUUGUCCAUACAAAGAUGCUCAGCUGUCCUCUGUCUACCUCAAACACCCACUGAAGUGCUUUGCAAACCCUUUUAUGCACAAGUUCACCUAAAUGAAAGACGAUGAUUCUUAUGGCAGACUGUAUCCCAUUUAUUUGUAUAUUUCCAGACUCUAGGAGAAGUUGUGUGUGUGAACUUUGUUUUAUUAUUACAGCAGCAGUGAGUAGAAAAAGAUCUCCUCCUUCAAAUCGAGAGGUGAGUUACCAAAUCUUAUACAGGUGGCUCCCCUACAGAAGAGAAAAGCACACCCUUGUUUCUUCUCUGCUGGAUACUUGGCACUACUUCUUAUAGUCAAAACAACAAGUUGGUAUAUUUAAUUUAACAAAGACUUGUGCAAGCGAAAAAUGAACACAGUCCAAACUGAAUAUUUUAUUGAAGCAAAGAAAACCAACUCUUCCACAGUAUGUUUGAGUCUUGUUCACUGAUCCUGAUACACUGACUGUAUUAGUCAUGAAGCACAGCAGUGGUGGCUGUUCAAUAGGGAAGCAAAACAGGGAGACUGCAUUUCAAUAUCCUUCUCUUCUGGUAUGCUUUGAUUAAAAAAUACCAGUGUGACAUCUGAGUCCUAUCUGAUAAAAUAUCAAACACUUCUGAUGUGAAAGCUAAUAUUCAAAAAGCUCAAACUGAACUGUGAAUCUCUAGUUUCAUAUUCUCAGACAGUGGGGCCACAGAGCUGAGGCAUUCUCAUACAUACAAACUGCUGCCUUGCAAAAUCUACUGGUGUAAAAUCUACUAGUGUAAAAUCUACUUUUCCAUGCUUACAGACAGGGUUGCUUAAGCAAUUUUUUUUUUUUUACCCUUUCUAUUUCAGACAGCAUCUCUUCAAAUGCCCCUAAAGUUAACUCUUCUACAUUGUGCUUACCACAAUAAGACACUGAAUUCUUACCUUGUUUCAUGGAAUCAUACAAUAUUUUUUAGAAAAAGACACUCCAAGGCCCUUUUAGGGCCAGUUAGGGAGAAUUUCUAAGCUGCCAGGCUUUUAAUACAGUUUUUUGUGCUUUUA
Molecule: messenger RNA, 4027 nt
Organism: Anas platyrhynchos (mallard)
Lineage: Eukaryota; Metazoa; Chordata; Aves; Anseriformes; Anatidae
Product: killer cell lectin-like receptor subfamily F member 1
Source: RefSeq, a predicted model, not a curated record